CGCUGACACUGUCCGCCUGCACAGUGGAAAAGCUAAGGCAGAUGGAGAUACACAAAGCCAUAUAAGGAAGAAAGAAGCCACACAUUUUUCAACACACUCUUUCCGUUUUGGUCCUUGUCUCUGGAGACACACAUGGGGUGGCCUGACGUGUGGUUUCCCUGGUCCUUGCAUACUGCUGACCAUACAAUCAUCUUCUGAGGUGAUCGUCAACAAUGUCCUCUGAAGAUCAUGAUGAUGAAGAGGGGGGCUACCAGAGCACUGAAGAGGUUUUGUCUAAUGAGGCUCAAAUCUACAGGAUACGAUUCUCUGCUGCUAAACAUGUGGAGGUGGAGUUUUGUAAAAAAGAAGACACAAACAAGAAAAGACACCCAACAGGCCGCUCAGGAAACAACCCAGGGAGAGUGAAGCGAGUGGUGUCCUGUAAGAGGAAGAGCCAUCGACACCUCACCGUCACCUCAGGGGCCCGGAGGAAGUCUCUCUCGACGGGGAAGCAUCCAGAUGCAGGUGGUGGUGACAGCGGCAGCAGCAGCAAAGACGAGGACGAGCCAGAGGACAUGCAGGAGCUAAGCGACAGAGACUGCUGGGGGGUGGCUCAGCAUAGGGACCAAGAGCCCAGGAUGAAGGAAGAAAUCUCCAAGUACGGAGACUUCUUCAAAGAGUUGUCCCAUGACCACAGGGUGGUCACACAAGUGCUUUCUGGAAGGCACCUGCGGCUCAAGAUAGCAUCCAGCCUGUGGAAAAGAAGUGCAGGAGAAUUACUGGCAUAUUUAUUAAGGCUUGAAGACACACGCUUGCUUGUCGAUUGCCUGCCUAUAAUAACCAAACGCCUUCAGGAUGACACAUCAGACAUUAACAUUGGCUUCUGUGUGGAUCUUCUACCCUUGGUGAAGAGCGCCCUCAGGAGUCCAUUUGAAGACUACCUGAUUGUUUGUUUGAGCUGGGUGCAAUCUGUCCUGAACAAAUGGUGGCCACAGUUUACAGGACAUUAUGAUCAAGCAAGUGCCACAUAUGUAUCUGACAGAAAUAUUUAUAUCAUAAAACACCAACUUCGAGAUCUGCAAGAACAGGCGCCCGACUUCUGUUCAUUCUCAGGAAAGACAGGUAAAAUAGCAAAGAGUGUACAGGCAUGCUUGUUUCAGCUGUCUUGAUGAUGCUGAUGCAGACGUGGAUAAGACCAUAACUUCUCUUGACUGGAGACAAAUCCACAUCACCAAAACAGUUGUACUGUACAGUCACCAAACCUUAUCUCACCGCAACAUAGGCUACUAGACAUUUGUUUAAGAAGAAUGUGACUAUGAUGCUGAUGCUGAUUGUGAGUGUUACUAUAGUCUACUUCGGUCUUUAGACUUUGAAGAGACGAUUCUAACUGCAUGGUUCCAAAUGUAAGGCGGCUUCAGUGUCACUUUCAUGAAGAUCAUUUUAGAGGGCUACUCUGGUCAAAGGAUGUGACAUUGCUCAUGCCAGAGACUGUUCUGUUAAAGUUAUGCAGUUGCAAAUGUCAUAUUCAUAUCAUGUGGUCGAUGAAUCAUUUCAUAUGGUCAUAUCAUUUGGUCAAGAAUAAUUUCACAAAAUGCUUUUCAUCAUCUUCUCACCAAGCUCUUGAAAACUCUUUUUUUGCAAAACAGCUGUUAGUGUUAGGCCCAUGUCAUUUUGAUAAUUUUGAGCUGUAAAAAGUACAAUGAUGUCAAAUGCAAUGAUGCUUAAAUUAUGCGCAUUGAAUAUGUAUUAUGAACAUUAUUUCUUCUUUUUUUCUUUCAACUAUCAUCGAAACGUUAACAAAGGCCUACCCACGGGCAUGUAAUCCCGCUACAGUUUUUUCCACUGGAAUGGUCAUACAGGCCCUUAUGUAAAUUACAACUUGCCAAUAAAGGAAAAACGGGUAUGUGCUUUGUCUGACGUCAUUACUCGGCGCCCAUGCCGACUUGACAGCUGCGUUGCAGCAGAGUUUCUUGAAAUGUUGUCGUAAUUUUGGUGUUAUUGCGACUGUGUAGUGGUUUAAUGUAACGUCCGAGGCUUUAUAAAAGAUCGACACUCAUGGAUAUGCCUUCUGUGCGGCA
Molecule: messenger RNA, 2057 nt
Organism: Sardina pilchardus (European sardine)
Lineage: Eukaryota; Metazoa; Chordata; Actinopteri; Clupeiformes; Clupeidae
Product: KATNB1-like protein 1
Exons: 11
Coding region: 213-1148 (311 amino acids)
Cellular component (GO): nucleolus
Molecular function (GO): microtubule binding
Source: RefSeq, a predicted model, not a curated record